This is a messenger RNA of Orycteropus afer afer, 567 nucleotides long. The record is from RefSeq and is a predicted model, not a curated record. Lineage: Eukaryota; Metazoa; Chordata; Mammalia; Tubulidentata; Orycteropodidae.
AUGCAGCUUCACCUGCUCCUACUAGUCUUCCUUCUGGUCUCUGGAGCAGAGACAGGGGAUAUCAUCGGGGGACAUGAGGCUAAGCCCCACUCUCGCCCCUACAUGGCAUUUCUUCAGUUCUGGAAACAGGAUGGGAGGCAUAACUGUGGUGGUUUCCUGAUCCGAGAGGACUUCGUGCUGACAGCUGCUCACUGUUGGGGAAGCUCCAUAAAUGUCACCCUGGGGGCCCACGACGUCAAGGAGCAGGAAAAGACUCAGCAGAAAAUCCCUGUGAGAAGAGCCAUCCGCCACCCAGACUAUAAUGAGAAGACUAUUUCCAAUGACAUCAUGCUGCUGCAGCUGAAGACAAAAGCGAACCUGACUGCAGCUGUGCGCCUACUCCGCCUGCCCAGGAAAAAGGUCCAGGGUGACUCUGGGGGUCCCCUCGUGUGCAACAAUGUGGCCCAGGGCAUUGUCUCCUAUGGAAAAAAAACUGGGACUCCACCACGGGUCUUCACCAAAGUCUCUCGUUUCCUGCGCUGGAUAAAGAAAACCACAAAACGCCUCCAACUGCAGGAAUCAAACUGA